AUGCUCAACACUGGUCUGCAGCCAUCCGCCCCAGUGCUCAACUUCAAAGACCUCACCACCGCCAAUAUCACCCCCAACGUACUCGCCAUCAACUCGUCCUGCGCCAACCCGCGCACAAAAUUCCUCAUCGACCGCCUCGUCACCCACCUCCACGACUACGCCCGCGAGACCCGCCUCACCCAGGCCGAGUGGGCCACCGCCAUCCAGUUCCUCGUCGAGGCCGGCCAGAUCAGCAACGCCUCGCGGCAGGAGCUCAUCCUGCUCUCGGACAUCCUAGGCCUAUCGGUGCUCGUGGACGGCAUCGACCACCCGACCCCCAAGGGUGCCACCGAGGGCACAGUCCUGGGGCCGUUCCACGUCGACAAUGUGGCCUCCACGGGAGAGACGGAGCUGGGCGGGGCGAUAUCCCACGACGACGAAGGAGAAGGGUUGCUGGUCGUCGGCACCGUCAAGGACACGCAAGGUAACCCAAUCUCCGGGGUCGAAAUCGACGUGUGGGAGACAGACUCGAAGGGAUUUUAUGACGUGCAGUACAAGGACCGCGAGCCCGACAAGUUUGACGGCAGGGCCGUGCUCAAGAGUGACGACCAGGGCCGGUUCUGGUUCAGGGCCAUCGUGCCCGUGCCGUACCCGAUCCCCGACGAUGGGCCAGUGGGCAGGCUUCUGAAGGGCACUUUGAAGAGGCACGUCUGGAGACCUGCCCAUAUGCAUUUCCUAUUCAAGAAGGAGGGUUGGGAGCCAUUGAUCACAGCGCUUUACGUUCGGGGCUCGCCGUACGAGACCACCGACGCUGUGUUUGGUGUCAAGGAGUCCCUCAUCGUGGACAUCGGCAAGGUCUCUGACCGGCAGGGCUUCGCCGAGGAGUACGGCGCGUCUCCCGACAUGAAGCUCUUGACGUACGAUUUUGUCCUCGCGGGGAUCCAGGAAACGGCCGACCUGCGCAGGACAGAGGCUCAGAAGGUUGCGGACGCGGACCCUUCACUCGGGGUCAAGGUUUUGGACAACGGGGUGCUCGUGCGCAAGUGA
Messenger RNA from Microdochium trichocladiopsis, 1026 nucleotides. RefSeq names its product Intradiol ring-cleavage dioxygenase. The record is from RefSeq and is a predicted model, not a curated record. The coding region runs from base 1 to 1026 and encodes 341 amino acids. The transcript has 3 exons. Lineage: Eukaryota; Fungi; Ascomycota; Sordariomycetes; Xylariales; Microdochiaceae. Gene Ontology annotation, molecular function: catechol 1,2-dioxygenase activity; ferric iron binding. Gene Ontology annotation, biological process: catechol-containing compound metabolic process.